GGAUAUAGUCGGAAAAGCUCAGCUCUCGCGAUAGCCGCUGUCUCCGCCCAGUCUCUGGGCGACGCCCUCGCCGCCCUGUCUUUUAUGGGCAGGCGUCCGCGGUUGAGGACUGGAGAGCUGGGUAUAUGGGAAACCCGACUCCAGGUCAGCUUUCUGAGGCCGAUGAUCUGCAUCUAUAACCAAACCCUCAGAGUGAUUGGCCUUCCUUGAGGUCCACCCCAGAAUCAUCGGUGGAGGACCUCUCUAUCCACAAAGCCAGGUCCAGAAGAACUCAGGAGGAUGCCCCUCUUCUUUCGGAAGCGGAAACCCAGUGAGGAGGCUCGGAAGCGCUUGGAGUACCAGAUGUGUCUGGCAAAAGAAGCCGGGGCAGAUGACAUUCUUGACAUCUCUAAAUGUGAACUCACUGAGAUCCCAUUUGGGGCUUUUGCAACAUGCAAAGUUCUACAGAAAAAGGUAUUGAUCGUGCAUACAAACCAUCUCACCUCCCUGCUGCCCAAAUCCUGCAACCUCUCGAGCCUUGCCACCAUCAAGGUUCUGGAUCUCCAUGACAACCAGCUGACAGCCCUUCCUGAUGACAUGGGGCAGCUGACAGCCCUGCAGGUAUUGAAUGUGGAAAGGAAUCAACUGAUGCAUCUGCCACGCUCUAUUGGGAACCUGCUUCAGCUCCAGACCCUUAAUGUGAAAGACAACAAGCUGAAGGAGCUUCCUGACACCCUGGGGGAGCUGCGAAGCCUGCGUACCCUCGACAUCAGUGAAAAUGAGAUUCAGAGGCUGCCCCAGAUGUUGGCGCACGUGAGGACCCUGGAGACGCUGAGCCUCGACGCCUUGUCCAUGGUCUAUCCCCCACCAGAGGUGUGUGGCGCCGGCACUGCGGCCGUACAGCAGUUCCUUUGCAAAGAGUCGGGCCUGGAGUACUACCCACCUUCUCAGUACCUACUGCCAGUCCUGGAGCAGGACGGAGCCGAGAACUGCCAGGACAGCCCCGAUGGACCCAUGAGCAGGUUCUCCAGGGAGGACGCCGAAUGGCAGAAUCGGUUCUCCGACUACGAGAAGAGAAAGGAGCAGAAGAUGCUGGAGAAGCUGGAGUUCGAACGGCGCCUAGACCUCGGGCAGCGGGAGCAUGCUGAGCUGCUGCAGCAGAGCCACAGCCACAAGGAUGAGAUCCUGCAGACGGUCAAGCAGGAGCAGACACGGCUAGAGCAGGGCCUGAGUGAGCGCCAGCGCUGCCUGGAUGCGGAGCGGCAGCAGCUGCAGGAGCAGCUGAAGCAGACAGAGCAGAGCAUCUCCAGCCGCAUUCAGAGACUGCUGCAGGACAAUCAGAGGCAAAAGAAGAGCUCUGAGAUUCUGAAAUCACUGGAAAAUGAGAGAAUAAGAAUGGAGCAGUUGAUGUCCAUAACCCAGGAAGAGACGGAGAACCUGAGGCAGCGUGAGAUCGCCUCCGCCAUGCAGCAGAUGCUGACUGAGAGCUGUAAGAGCCGGCUCAUCCAGAUGGCCUACGAGUCUCAGAGGCAGAGCCUGGCCCAGCAGGCCUGUUCCAGCAUGGCUGAAAUGGACAAGCGCUUCCAGCAGAUUCUGUCCUGGCAGCAGAUGGACCAGAACAAAGCCAUCAGCCAGAUCCUUCAGGAGAGUGUGAUGCAGAAGGCGGCAUUCGAGGCUCUCCAGAUGAAGAAAGAUCUGAUGCAUCGGCAGAUCAGGAACCAGAUUAGGCUAAUAGAAACUGAGUUACUGCAGCUGACACAGCUGGAGUUAAAGAGGAAGUCCCUGGACACAGAGACGCUUCAGGAGAUGGUCUCGGAGCAGCGCUGGGCACUGAGCAACCUGCUCCAGCAGCUCCUCAAAGAGAAGCAGCAGCGGGAAGAAGAACUGCGUGGCAUCCUGGCGGAAUUAGAAGCCAAGAGUGAAACGAAGCAGGAAAAUUACUGGCUCAUCCAAUACCAACGGCUCUUGAACCAGAAGCCUUUGUCCUUAAAGCUGCAGGAAGAAGGCAUGGAGCGGCAGCUGGUGGCCCUGCUGGUAGAGCUGUCUGCCGAGCACUACCUGCCCAUCUUCGCCCACCACCGCAUCUCACUGGACAUGCUGAGCCGAAUGAGCCCUGAGGACCUGGCUAAGGUGGGCGUCUCGGAAGCAGGCCUACAACACGAGAUCCUACGGAGAGCCCGGGACCUGCUGGAUGUGGCCAGGGUCCAACCAGAGCUGAAACUGCCCACGAAUGAGGUCCCUGGUGUCCUGGAGCCUUCUGCAGCCCCUGAGUCAGUGAGACCGUCAGCACCCCCGGCAGAGCUGAACAUGCCGACCUCGGAGUGCGUCGUGUGCCUGGAACGUGAGGCCCAGAUGGUCUUCCUCACCUGUGGCCACGUCUGCUGCUGCCAGCGGUGCUGCCAGCCGCUGCGCGCCUGCCCGCUGUGCCGCCAGGAGAUCGCCCAGUGCCUCCGGAUCUACCACAACAGCUGAGCGCACAGCCACCCACCAGCCCCGGCCCUCUCUUGCCACCAUCUUCACCCCUGCUGGACUCCACCUACCCACACUCCCCAGACUAGGGCAAGACUGCCAUAGGCCCCUUGCCACCACCUGCCACCCCUCCCCCCACUGCCAUGAGCUCUGGGCAGGCAGGUGGGGUAUUCCUAGCUAUUCGGAACAGUGAACGAGAGACGGGGCAGAUCUGCUGGUGAUGGAGCCUUGCGGGAUAGGGUCGAGGUCCAGGGUAUGGGGGUGGCCCUGCCACCAGCAGGACUCAGGAAUCCAUGUUACUAGCCCAAGCCUCAGUGCUACAGCCAGCACUCUGCUCCUUGUGGAGGCAGUCCAUAUCAGCGGAAUGCACCAGCCGUCCUGGCCUGAGGUAGGGCGAUAGCCCUGGGAAGGGGUGGGCUGUGCAGGACCACUCCGCCACCAUCUGGCCAGAGCUGGGCCAGAAGGAAGGCAGCAGAGACGUUACUCAGUGCAGAGGCAGGCAGCACCCUCUUCAACAGAGGGCAAGGGAACAGUCAGGGUGGGGCCUCAUUCAUAAACAGCUGUUACUCCUGGGAUGGCUUGUGUUCCCUGCAGUGAUUACCCUAGGUAAGGGGGCUGCCAGGCAGCUGAAGGCAUGUCAAAUCUGAGAUGGGGGUUCACCCCACCAGUAGCGAUGAGGGGUUCCAUGUGACAUGAUGCCCUUCUGCCCUCCUCAGGAUAAUGUAUAUGACCUAAAGCAUGUGCUCAGCAAAUGCUACCACUUGAUGGGCUCUGGGGCUCACCAGCCAGCCAGGCUGCCCUAAUGGGUGAGUUCCAGGCUCGUGAGAGACCUCAUCUCAAAACACAAGGUGGAUGAGAUCUGAGGUCCUUCGCCUUCAGCAUGUGACAUCACACAUGUACACACCUUGCAGGAACACAGAUCAGGGACCUAGCAGCUCAUGUGAUGAGCCCACGAAGGCCGAGUUGAGUGGGGUUCCUAGACACCCUUGGCCCAGGUCUCCCUGACCCCAGCAGCACAUGAGGAAACAGCAUUAAAUAAAGCAUUUAUUGAUGAGCAGAAGCUUA
Messenger RNA from Meriones unguiculatus (Mongolian gerbil), 3513 nucleotides. RefSeq names its product leucine rich repeat and sterile alpha motif containing 1 (gene Lrsam1). The record is from RefSeq and is a predicted model, not a curated record. The transcript is spliced from 26 exons. Gene Ontology annotation, molecular function: protein binding. Lineage: Eukaryota; Metazoa; Chordata; Mammalia; Rodentia; Muridae. The coding region runs from base 280 to 2451 and encodes 723 amino acids.